Brassica napus (rape) is the source of this 1959-nucleotide messenger RNA. RefSeq lists its product as uncharacterized. The coding region runs from base 385 to 1947 and encodes 520 amino acids. The record is from RefSeq and is a predicted model, not a curated record. The transcript has 2 exons. NCBI's taxonomy places the organism in Eukaryota, Viridiplantae, Streptophyta, Magnoliopsida, Brassicales, Brassicaceae.
AUUUCCCCACCGGAACUAUGGUGUCGCACUAUUUCUCCAUCAAACUAUUGCCUCGUUUCAUUUCCCCACCAAACGAAAGUUAAAUAUCUAUAUACCCACCAUAUCAAAGUUAAAUAUCUCUUUCCCCACCCGACAAAAAUUAAACAUUCAAAUCCACAUAAAACCAUGUUGAGUUGGUUUAUUAGUUUGGUUAAGACGGGUUACUCAUACCGAAUCUCGACUUAACCGAACUUAAUUAUUUUAACCCGACUUAAACAUCCUAAUCUAUCUAAACCCAAAAAAUCCCCAAAUCAAAAACCCAAGAACCCUAGAACGUGAAAUAGAGAGAGUGGGAUAGAAUUCCUGAGAGAAAACAACAGGAAAUCGAUUGAAUUCGUGUUUACCAUGUCUGUAGUACCUAUAAUCGGCGAAGGAGAGUUCGAAAUUGAUGAUGAAGAAGUUGAGCGAGAAGAGUUUGAACUCGACGAAUUGUUGCGAAAUUUCGUGAGUGAGCCGCCAAUUCAGCAUGACGUCUUGCCUGAGAGUGAUGAAGAUAAUGAGGAAGAAGAAGAUCCUGAAGCCCCACAGAGAAUGAGGACGCAUAUACGCCGUGGUGAUGGGCAUUUGUACCGAGACCAGACAUUCUUCAAUGGUGUGGCUUUCAAAGACAGAGUCCUCGAUUAUGCUCUUUGGACUCGCUGCAAUAUCAGACAAUACAGGUAUGAUAAGGAUAAGCUUGGUUUCGAAUGUGCUGGUCUUGGUGAGAAUGAUGAAGCUUGUGGCUGGAAAAUUUAUGCUUCGAUCCUUCCGAAGGAUAAAAUUUGGAGAGUUAGGUUGUUUGUAGAUAACCACACAUGUGAGGUUAAUGGAGAGUGUGAGAUGGUGAAGGUCCCUGUGAUAGCUAGGUUGUUUGUGAACAAGAUCCGUGAAGAGCCGGCAUACUAUAUGCCUAUGAAGAUCGAGGAAUUGAUCAUGGCAAAUUGGUCUAUUAGUGUGUCUAGGCCUCAGUGUCAAGCUGGUAGGAAUAAAGCUUUGAAGUGGAUUAAGAGUGAACAUGAUCAACAGUUUGCACGCCUUAAAGAUUAUGCUGCCGAGAUAGUAGAAUCAAAUCCUGGUUCUUCUGUUGAAGUAGACACGUUCCAGAAUGAUGAAGGUCAAGAUGUCUUCAAUCGAAUCUAUAUUUGCUUUGACGCCCUAAGGAAUACUUGGAAGGAGAGUUGUAGGCCAUUGAUAGGACUUGAUGGUUGCUUUCUCAAAAGAAGAAUCAAGGGACAGUUAUUGGUUGCUUUAGGUAGAGAUGCAAACAAUGCAAUUUAUCCAAUAGCUUGGGCUGUUGUAAAGGUGGAAAAUAACGAGAAUUGGCAAUGGUUUAUGCAAAAACUGAAGGUUGAUUUGGAUCUAAAGGAUGGUGACAAUUACAUUGCUGUCUCAGACCGUAGCCCGGGAUUGAUCAGAGCUAUUAAGAUAGAGUUGCCUAAGAUGGAGCAUCGGAAGUGUGUAAGACACAUCUACGGGAAUUUGAAGAAGAAACAUGGCAACAAAAAACAGAUGAAGUCUUACAUAUGGAGUGUAGCAUGGAGCUACAAUGAAGCAAAGUAUCAGCAAAACUUGGACAGGUUAAGUUGCUACGAUACAGGUGUGUAUACAGAUGUUAUGGCUACAAAUCCGAGGAGUUGGUGCCGAGCUUUCUUCAAGCUGGGAAAUUACUGCGAAGAUGUGGAGAACAACUCGACAGAGUCCUUUAACAGCUCCAUCAACAAGGCAAGAGAGAAGCCAUUUGUGCAUAUGCUCGAAACAAUAGCAAGACUUGCUAUGGUGCGUAUAGCCACAAGAUCCAGAGAAUCUCAUGAACACCAAGGUAAGUUUUUUUCAAUACUUCUAAUAUCUAAAAAUAUAAAUUCAGUUAACUUAAUUGGCUCUCUCUUUGUCAGGAAAAUGUACACCAUAUGUGCAGAGAGUUCUCGCUAAGGCUCUUGUUGA